AUGCGAUUUGUCUCGGCGGCUCAAGCGACUGCAGCUGAGCACUUUGUGCAAUGCACGUCUGGUCCAAACGAGGGACAGUGGACCUGUAAAUUGUGCACCGGAAGAACGUUCAAAGACAAAGUCAAACAUAGCAAAUUAAAAACACAUAUAGACCGAGUACGACUCGAGCUUGAAAGAGUCUCUGCGGCUCAGUCCGCAACGGCAACUCCGGGUUUAUGCCCUCGCACCACAGUGCCGAACGUAUCAACAUCGUCAAGUUCGAUGUUUCCUGAGGAGCAGAAUAUACAAGCGGAUAUGCCAGACAGCCAUCACCACAUGGAUCUAUCUGAUGAUGGCCUGGCCGAAAGCUCCGAUGAGCUUGCAUCAUUAUAUGAUCCAUCCGCUCCGAAUGGAUUUGAGGAUUGGUCUCAAGACAACAGAGAGUCCAGUGUGGACAUCGACUCUUUCCUUGAAAGCACUUCCAACGACUCCGAAAGCAAUCCACGCCCACCAGUGGAUGUUGAUGCCGAACCUGCUGGGACCGACACAUGGCUUCCGUGGUACCCUUUGCGAAAGCCAGAGGUGGGCGAAUUUGGCAAGCCCCCCGUGUUUCACGCGGCUGCUCUAAUGAUGUUGGGCACCGGGCGCAACCUUAUGUCUACCGCCGAAUACAACCGCAUCCGCGCAAUUUUGAAGAGAGUUCUUAAAGUGGAUUUGCCUGAUCUCGGCCACAUUAAGAGUGUUCGCAAUGAACUUAAGGCUCGCUUCGGCCUGCGGGUGUUAGAAAGAAUCAGCCCGCUGGGAAACCCAUGUUUCACUCUCUCUGUUUGUGAUAUCAUAUCACAAGAGCUGGCCAACCCCGAGGUUGGCCCCCAUAUAGAAUUCUACCCUGAAACAGACAAAGGUGUCACGGUGGACCGUUAUUCUCAAUCAAAGAAGUGGCGUGAAGACCUGCUGCCCAGCCUUCGAGCGCCAAUGGUUGAUGUGGAUGGGGAACACUUUUACAUAUAUGAACCCACCCAGCUGGAAGACUCACGUGUGGUUGUUCCAAUUUUUUUUUAUAAACAUGACCUGGCUAUCCGGGCAAAGUGCUUAGAGUUAGAGGUGGUAGAAGGCGCUCCGGAUUUCUUGAUUCCGUCAGAGCCCAAAUUUGACUCAGACGCAUUUUUAGACAUAAACGUCAAAUCAUUUGCAACAUCAUUCCUGCAAAUCAAAUUGUGGAAUGGGCAUAAAUGUGCCAUUUGA
Molecule: messenger RNA, 1224 nt
Organism: Melampsora larici-populina 98AG31
Lineage: Eukaryota; Fungi; Basidiomycota; Pucciniomycetes; Pucciniales; Melampsoraceae
Exons: 6
Coding region: 1-1224 (407 amino acids)
Source: RefSeq, a predicted model, not a curated record